GGGUUGUGUUUCCUAUCAGAUUUAGCCACUGAUUAAUUAGGGUUGUGUUUCCUAACAGAUUUAGCCACUGAUUAAUUAGGGUUGUGUUUCCUAACAGAUUUAGCCACUGAUUAUAGAGGGUUGUGUUUCCUAACAGAUUUAGCCACUGAUUAUAGAGGGUUGUGUUUCCUAUCAGAUUUAGCCACUGAUUAAUUAGGGUUGUGUUUCCUAACAGAUUUAGCCACUGAUUAAUUAGGGUUGUGUUUCCUAACAGAUUUAGCCACUGAUUAAUUAGGGUUGUGUUUCCUAACAGAUUUAGCCACUGAUUAAUUAGGGUUGUGUUUCCUAACAGAUUUAGCCACUGAUUAUAGAGGGUUGUGUUUCCUAACAGAUUUAGCCAUUGAUUAAUUAGGGUUGUGUUUCCUAACAGAUUUAGCCACUGAUUAAUUAGGGUUGUGUUUCCUAACAGAUUUAGCCACUGAUUAUAGAGGGUUGUGUUUCCUAACAGAUUUAGCCAUUGAUUAAUUAGGGUUGUGUUUCCUAACAGAUUUAGCCACUGAUUAAUUAGGGUUGUGUUUCCUAACAGAUUUAGCCACUGAUUAUAGAGGGUUGUGUUUCCUGACAGAUUUAGCCACUGAUUAUAGAGGGUUGUGUUUCCUAACAGAUUUAGCCACUGAUUAAUUAGGGUUGUGUUUCCUGACAGAUUUAGCCACUGAUUAUAGAGGGUUGUGUUUCCUGACAGAUUUAGCCACUGAUUAAUUAGGGUUGUGUUUCCUGACAGAUUUAGCCACUGAUUAAUUAGGGUUGUGUUUCCUAACAGAUUUAGCCACUGAUUAUAGAGGGUUGUGUUUCCUGACAGAUUUAGCCACUGAUUAUAGAGGGUUGUGUUUCCUGACAGAUUUAGCCACUGAUUAUAGAGGGUUGUGUUUCCUAACAGAUUUAGCCACUGAUUAUAGAGGGUUGUGUUUCCUAACAGAUUUAGCCACUGAUUAUAGAGGGUUGUGUUUCCUAACAGAUUUAGCCACUGAUUAAUUAGGGUUGUGUUUCCUGACAGAUUUAGCCACUGAUUAAUUAGGGUUGUGUUUCCUAACAGAUUUAGCCACUGAUUAUAGAGGGUUGUGUUUCCUAACAGAUUUAGCCACUGAUUAAUUAGGGUUGUGUUUCCUGACAGAUUUAGCCACUGAUUAAUUAGGGUUGUGUUUCCUGACAGAUUUAGCCACUGAUUAUAGAGGGUUGUGUUUCCUAACAGAUUUAGCCACUGAUUAAUUAGGGUUGUGUUUCCUAACAGAUUUAGCCACUGAUUAAUUAGGGUUGUGUUUCCUAACAGAUUUAGCCACUGAUUAAUUAGGGUUGUGUUUCCUAACAGAUUUAGCCACUGAUUAAUUAGGGUUGUGUUUCCUAACAGAUUUAGCCACUGAUUAUAGAGGGUUGUGUUUCCUAACAGAUUUAGCCAUUGAUUAAUUAGGGUUGUGUUUCCUAACAGAUUUAGCCACUGAUUAAUUAGGGUUGUGUUUCCUAACAGAUUUAGCCACUGAUUAUAGAGGGUUGUGUUUCCUAACAGAUUUAGCCAUUGAUUAAUUAGGGUUGUGUUUCCUAACAGAUUUAGCCACUGAUUAAUUAGGGUUGUGUUUCCUAACAGAUUUAGCCACUGAUUAUAGAGGGUUGUGUUUCCUGACAGAUUUAGCCACUGAUUAUAGAGGGUUGUGUUUCCUAACAGAUUUAGCCACUGAUUAAUUAGGGUUGUGUUUCCUGACAGAUUUAGCCACUGAUUAUAGAGGGUUGUGUUUCCUGACAGAUUUAGCCACUGAUUAAUUAGGGUUGUGUUUCCUGACAGAUUUAGCCACUGAUUAAUUAGGGUUGUGUUUCCUAACAGAUUUAGCCACUGAUUAUAGAGGGUUGUGUUUCCUGACAGAUUUAGCCACUGAUUAUAGAGGGUUGUGUUUCCUGACAGAUUUAGCCACUGAUUAUAGAGGGUUGUGUUUCCUAACAGAUUUAGCCACUGAUUAUAGAGGGUUGUGUUUCCUAACAGAUUUAGCCACUGAUUAUAGAGGGUUGUGUUUCCUAACAGAUUUAGCCACUGAUUAAUUAGGGUUGUGUUUCCUGACAGAUUUAGCCACUGAUUAAUUAGGGUUGUGUUUCCUAACAGAUUUAGCCACUGAUUAUAGAGGGUUGUGUUUCCUAACAGAUUUAGCCACUGAUUAAUUAGGGUUGUGUUUCCUGACAGAUUUAGCCACUGAUUAAUUAGGGUUGUGUUUCCUGACAGAUUUAGCCACUGAUUAUAGAGGGUUGUGUUUCCUAACAGAUUUAGCCACUGAUUAAUUAGGGUUGUGUUUCCUAUCAGAUUUAGCCACUGAUUAUAGAGGGUUGUGUUUCCUAACAGAUUUAGCCACUGAUUAAUUAGGGUUGUGUUUCCUAACAGAUUUAGCCACUGAUUAUAGAGGGUUGUGUUUCCUAACAGAUUUAGCCAUUGAUUAAUUAGGGUUGUGUUUCCUAACAGAUUUAGCCACUGAUUAAUUAGGGUUGUGUUUCCUAACAGAUUUAGCCACUGAUUAUAGAGGGUUGUGUUUCCUGACAGAUUUAGCCACUGAUUAUAGAGGGUUGUGUUUCCUAACAGAUUUAGCCACUGAUUAAUUAGGGUUGUGUUUCCUGACAGAUUUAGCCACUGAUUAUAGAGGGUUGUGUUUCCUGACAGAUUUAGCCACUGAUUAAUUAGGGUUGUGUUUCCUGACAGAUUUAGCCACUGAUUAAUUAGGGUUGUGUUUCCUAACAGAUUUAGCCACUGAUUAUAGAGGGUUGUGUUUCCUGACAUAUUUAGCCACUGAUUAUAGAGGGUUGUGUUUCCUGACAGAUUUAGCCACUGAUUAUAGAGGGUUGUGUUUCCUAACAGAUUUAGCCACUGAUUAAUUAGGGUUGUGUUUCCUAACAGAUUUAGCCACUGAUUAUAGAGGGUUGUGUUUCCUAACAGAUUUAGCCACUGAUUAAUUAGGGUUGUGUUUCCUGACAGAUUUAGCCACUGAUUAAUUAGGGUUGUGUUUCCUAACAGAUUUAGCCACUGAUUAUAGAGGGUUGUGUUUCCUAACAGAUUUAGCCACUGAUUAAUUAGGGUUGUGUUUCCUAACAGAUUUAGCCACUGAUUAAUUAGGGUUGUGUUUCCUGACAGAUUUAGCCACUGAUUAUAGAGGGUUGUGUUUCCUAACAGAUUUAGCCACUGAUUAAUUAGGGUUGUGUUUCCUAUCAGAUUUAGCCACUGAUUAUAGAGGGUUGUGUUUCCUAACAGAUUUAGCCACUGAUUAAUUAGGGUUGUGUUUCCUAACAGAUUUAGCCACUGAUUAUAGAGGGUUGUGUUUCCUAACAGAUUUAGCCAUUGAUUAAUUAGGGUUGUGUUUCCUAACAGAUUUAGCCACUGAUUAAUUAGGGUUGUGUUUCCUAACAGAUUUAGCCACUGAUUAUAGAGGGUUGUGUUUCCUGACAGAUUUAGCCACUGAUUAUAGAGGGUUGUGUUUCCUAACAGAUUUAGCCACUGAUUAAUUAGGGUUGUGUUUCCUGACAGAUUUAGCCACUGAUUAUAGAGGGUUGUGUUUCCUGACAGAUUUAGCCACUGAUUAAUUAGGGUUGUGUUUCCUGACAGAUUUAGCCACUGAUUAAUUAGGGUUGUGUUUCCUAACAGAUUUAGCCACUGAUUAUAGAGGGUUGUGUUUCCUGACAGAUUUAGCCACUGAUUAUAGAGGGUUGUGUUUCCUGACAGAUUUAGCCACUGAUUAUAGAGGGUUGUGUUUCCUAACAGAUUUAGCCACUGAUUAAUUAGGGUUGUGUUUCCUAACAGAUUUAGCCACUGAUUAUAGAGGGUUGUGUUUCCUAACAGAUUUAGCCACUGAUUAAUUAGGGUUGUGUUUCCUGACAGAUUUAGCCACUGAUUAAUUAGGGUUGUGUUUCCUAACAGAUUUAGCCACUGAUUAUAGAGGGUUGUGUUUCCUAACAGAUUUAGCCACUGAUUAAUUAGGGUUGUGUUUCCUAACAGAUUUAGCCACUGAUUAAUUAGGGUUGUGUUUCCUGACAGAUUUAGCCACUGAUUAUAGAGGGUUGUGUUUCCUAACAGAUUUAGCCACUGAUUAAUUAGGGUUGUGUUUCCUAUCAGAUUUAGCCACUGAUUAUAGAGGGUUGUGUUUCCUAACAGAUUUAGCCACUGAUUAAUUAGGGUUGUGUUUCCUAACAGAUUUAGCCACUGAUUAUAGAGGGUUGUGUUUCCUAACAGAUUUAGCCACUGAUUAAUUAGGGUUGUGUUUCCUAACAGAAGAUAGAGGUGAUUGAUGAUGAUGAUGAUGGUGUUGAGAUGGUCGGAUCUGAUAUGGAUAACAUGCAUAAUCUCCUGGAGUUUAAGCUUGAGGAGGUGCAGUAUCUGGAGAGCCAACUAGAGAAUCAGAAUCAGAGAUAUUAUGAGUUGGAGACCUUCACCAAGAGUCUUCUGACCGCUGUACGGACCAACAACCUGGACAGACAACAGGAGCUCCUAGCCAGUCUACCUCAGCCUGCAGAUCAGGACUGGGACAUGAGUCCAGAGGGAGGAGCCAACUCCAUCUCCAUAACAACACACUCUGCAGACAAUCACGAUUCCGACGAGACACCAUUGGUCAACCCCAACAAGGACCUCCCAUUGGUCACUCUAAACGAAGACGGUUCAUUGAUUGCUGAGCUCAACGAGUCGUCUGUAUCAGAGGAUCUAGAGACUGAGACCGGACCAGAGUGACUGUACUGACACACACAAACAGUCCCUGUGCCUGUGGAAGGAUCCUCAACUAGCUGUGCUGGGCUCACAAUGCCUUUUAUAUUACUGGUCUAGUUUCAGACACAACAAUAAACAGACUCCAUAAU
Molecule: messenger RNA, 4848 nt
Organism: Salvelinus namaycush (lake trout)
Lineage: Eukaryota; Metazoa; Chordata; Actinopteri; Salmoniformes; Salmonidae
Gene: hdx
Product: highly divergent homeobox
Exons: 3
Coding region: 4310-4723 (137 amino acids)
Source: RefSeq, a predicted model, not a curated record